Molecule: messenger RNA, 1425 nt
Organism: Glycine soja
Lineage: Eukaryota; Viridiplantae; Streptophyta; Magnoliopsida; Fabales; Fabaceae
Product: ninja-family protein AFP3-like
Exons: 4
Coding region: 462-1244 (260 amino acids)
Biological process (GO): signal transduction; response to abscisic acid; negative regulation of DNA-templated transcription
Cellular component (GO): nucleus
Source: RefSeq, a predicted model, not a curated record
GGGAGUGAGUUGGCGUUGUUCCCCCAAAGUGGCGUAGGGAAUUACUUGGCGUGGCGAAAGAAAGAUGUCGAAGUAAGGUGGUGCCUGCAAAGUGCAGAGAGUCGAAGCACAAGUGUACUGUAACCGUAGACGAUGUGAACCAACCUCUCUCUUCACUGAUUACCACGUGGAACUUUCAAACGCUUCCUCAUAAUUCACGAACUACACCCAUGAAUGAAAGAAACAUCAUUGAACAACAACAUUAACAUCAACAAACAAAACUCAUCUUCCUCUUUCAUCUCUCUCUCUCUCUCAACCCCUUUUAAGUUUUCUUCUCAGACCCUCUCUCUCAGAUUCUUCAAUUUUGUUUACUUUUUUUUUUUCCAUUCACUUCUUUCUUUAAAACCACCUUCAUAACAAAAAUUAGAGAAACCUUCCAGGAGUUGUUCUGUUGAAGGAUUCCCUCUUUCUCAUUGGUUUCAAUGGAGAGGUGUUACAAUGAGAAAGAGUACAAGUCCAACAAAACAGACCUUACUCUAAAGCUUCCACCUUGUGGUGAGAAUGUAGCAGAAGAGAGGGGGUUGAGAAGGUCAUCAUCAUCAUCAUUAGUAGUUGGUGUUGCAAAUGCGGCCCAGUGGGGUCCAUCUCUUGGCAGAUCUUGCUCACUGCCAACAGAGAGGCAGAGGAGGAGGGUGGCUGCACUUUCACCUCAAGUGCUUGCUUGGGUGGCUGCUUCUUCUGCCGUCAAUGUCAACAACACACCAUCUUCACUUCUCAAACCGAAGGCACUCCCAAAUUCUUCUCAGGAUUCAGGCCUUGAUACACUCAGAGGUGUCUCAUACAACAUUCCAUAUAUAGGUCCCACACAUUCAGCCGAAGGAGUUGCUUCGAAUAUCCAAACAUCAACCAAGCAGGAAAACGAUUCCAUGGCUUCCCAAAAAACAAUGGCCAAGGGAAUUUCACCUAGGCCUGCUGAUACUAAGCCGGAGAAUCCGGCCAAAAAGCAUAAACUUGGGAACUACUGCAGCCUUAAAGGUGAUGUAAUGGAGAUCCUGAGGCGGAUGCCAAGUGUGACUACUACUGGAGAUGGCCCCAAUGGGAAGAGGAUAGAAGGGUUUCUGUACAAGUAUAGGUCUGGUCAAGUGUGUAUUGUUUGUGUCUGCCAUGGUAAUUUCCUCACUCCAGCUGAGUUUGUCAUGCAUGCUGGGGGAAAGGAAGUAGCCAAUCCAAUGAAGCAUAUCACUGUUUUAUCUAACUCAUUUUAGAGGCAAUGUGAAUGGAUUUAUAGUUCAUUCAUCUUGGAAUGUAAAGGGAAGUGGAAACAAUGAAACUAUCUUUGGUUAGUUUAGUUUCCAUGAAUUAAUAUUAUCCAUUGUUCAAGUGGCCUGUGUGAAAGGAAAUUUUCAUCUGAGGUUGUGUUCUUUAGUAUUUAAUACAAGGUAAAAA